Cryptococcus deneoformans JEC21 is the source of this 4180-nucleotide messenger RNA. Its product is annotated as sterol 3-beta-glucosyltransferase, putative. The transcript is spliced from 15 exons. The record is from RefSeq and is a predicted model, not a curated record. Bases 249 to 3911 code for a protein of 1220 amino acids. Lineage: Eukaryota; Fungi; Basidiomycota; Tremellomycetes; Tremellales; Cryptococcaceae. Gene Ontology annotation, molecular function: hexosyltransferase activity; UDP-glycosyltransferase activity. Gene Ontology annotation, biological process: carbohydrate metabolic process.
AUUACACAUGCUUAUUCAAGCCCAUAUAACGAAACAUCCCACAGAACCCAUUAUUUGCCGCCUACCCUGCUAUCCUCACUCCAACCUUCACUAUCCUCCGUCUAAUCUUCCAAAUUAGACAAUCCGUCCCUGUGUUCGGACUUGAGCACAUACAAUCUCCUAAGGAGCUUCGAUAAUUUCAUCUCGUCUAACCCAUCUAUCGUCGCCGCUAUCGGAGUCAGCUCAGAGCUCGACACUUUUUUUUACGGAUGCGGUGGUUCUCUCCAUCAGAAGCGGUCCAGCGAUCAGGCACGCCAUGUGCUGCUCAACUGUUCGACCUCUUCAAAUACAUGGCGGGAGACAACUCAGAUGGGGAUUUUGGUCAGGGGGAAGCUGCUGAAGGUGAGGAGAACGAGGUCCUCCCCAACUUUCUCCCUCAAGGCGACAGACCUUCACCAGUGACUUGGGAUGAUCGUCCCUAUGCUCUAGCCGAUGAUCCCCAUCUGCAUAUAGCUUCUCAGGAGACUAGGCCCUCAACUCCUUCACGAGUGAAGCAUGAAAAAGGAACUUCAACCUAUCUUGAGGAAGCUGAAAAAGCCACUGAAAGAGAGCGGAAUUCACUGAGCGCCCGACUGACAGCGAUGUCAUUGAGCAAUCUGUCGAACGCGAUGUUGUUGCGUAGCGGUAAGAAAGUCAAGAGAAGGCCUUUGCCCCUCAAGGAUCAGGAUCCUUCACCCGAAAUAGGGGCCAAAUCAUCCAUCCUUUUAACUCCGUCCGCAUCCUUGGAUGAUUAUAAGAUAGGGGUGCUUGGGGAUCUGUCUGAAAAUGAUAUGCCCUUGGAUGGUGACGACAUCACUGACGAAGAGAAGAUCGCGGCCAUUAUAAGCGAGUUUGGAGAUAUUACCAGUUUGUAUGAGGACCAGGAACCUGAGAGAAUUCUUGCUGAAAGCAAGGGUAGCGUGUUUAAGAGCGUCAUGAUGAUAGGCAAUUUGCAUCUAACAACCCAUCGUCUCCUCUUUCAUGCCUCUAUUCCUCCUGAUUAUGGAUCCGGUGCCCUUUCCUCCACAGGGUCCGCAACAAACGACGCUACCGUCCGUCAACCGGACGUGCUCCAGGCUGGCCCAGUCACAGUUCAUUACCCAGGGGCUAUCAGACCCUCAAGGCGGGUGUGGAUGGAAUUAAGCUCGGAGAUGGUCACCACCUAUCCUGGUGCGGAUGAAGCCAGUCGCGUGCGACCCCUCAGAUGUGUUUUAUUGUCUUCUGUACGACAACUGGAACCAAUAGAUCCCGAACAUCCUCGUGAUUUUUAUGUGGAGUACGAGACUGCUACUGGAUGGAAGCGAAGCCACAUCUCUGUCGACACUGAGCAAUCAGCCGGGCAAUGGAGACGGGCCUUCCAUGCUGCACUAUUCCGCCAAAUGCGAUAUAAAUGGCGCCAAUCAAGUGGCUUUAUCCCUCCCGACGAUAACUGGUCAAUGAUGCGUGUCUGCAUUCCAUUGAGCAGAGUUACUCUUAAAGGCAUUAGCAGCUAUCAUUCCUUUGCCACUCUAAUGGGACUGGAUGUGGACCUCGACGUCGUGUUGCAUCCGGCUUUUUCAUUUUUGUCAAGCAUUGAAAACCGCAUACCUGAUGCUCCUCAUAAACUCAAGCUUAUACAUCCGUCCUCUAUAUCAUCAGUUAAGCCACCAGCUCUUCCAUGCUCCAAAACAACGUCUCGAAAAUCUUCACUUUGGAGGGGAGACGCUGAUGCUGCCAGAUCACCUGAUCUUUGGAACGGCUCUCAAGCUAAUCCGGACAAUCCAAAAGAACAAAAACUGCUUGAAUUUAAUAUUGCCGUCCUCAACGAACAGGUAUGGUUUGCUGAAGCGCUGCAAUCUGCGGUGAAUGCUUCUAAAUUGCGGAAAUACGCAGCAACAGCGAAGGAGCCUAAAAUUGUCCUCGAAGUGGACGGACAUGAUUGCCUUGCUGCAGAUGACGAGUUGGACUCAAAAAGCUUGGGGACGACAGGGUCCACUGAGUUGGACGAGGAUGAAGAUAGCGGCGAUGACGUGCUGCAACAAACACGCAAGCGAGAGAAGGCUUUCAUGGCUGCAAAAGUAUUCGGUUUGAAGGAAGAAGAUGGGAUAUGGAUGAAACGCUGUUAUAUUGUAACGUCAUUUCUGCCGGCCCGUGGCCAUAUUAUUAUAACGCCUCAGUAUAUUUGCUUCUGGCGCAGAGUAGCUGUUGGAACCGAUAUUAGAUAUCGCUUCCCGGUUGAAGACGUGGAAAAUGUAUUCAUUGUUCCAGGAAUACGGGUCCGCUUCCACGGGCUUGCUCUGCAGAUAAAAGGACAUGAAGAUCUUCGCUUCGAAUUCUGGAAACACUCGUCAAGGGAUGAAGUUAUGGCACAUAUCAAAUCAUUGGCUGGAACAAGUUCAGGCGUUACAGCUCUCAGUUCAAAAUCACCAUCAGCCCGAACGUCAAACAGUGGAAAGCAGGUUAUGGCAGUUUCCUCCAAGCAAACUUUUGCAGUACACCCCGCCGAUAUCCUUGCCCCCUCAAAAAGCUCUCUAUUUCAACCACUGUCUGUGACAGAUGAUAGCCUACCGUACUUGCCGUUUGUUGCCAAUAGUCCAAAUUUUACCGCACGCCUAGAGCCACGCACUUUUGUGUGUCUUACCAUUGGUUCGAGGGGUGAUGUCCAGCCCUAUAUCGCAUUGGGGCUGCAGCUGAAAAAAGAUGGGCAUAAAGUGGUGAUAGUAACACAUCUGGAAUUUAAGGAAUGGGUUGAGGGUUACGGAAUUGAACACCGCGAAGCAGGAGGUGACCCGACUGCUCUGAUGAAGCUCAGUCAAGAACAUAAAAUGUUCUCCCCUGGGUUCUUCAAAGAGUCAUUGGGGUCGUUCCGUCAGUGGCUGGAUAACUUAUUGCUGGAUUCAUGGCAAGCAUGUAAAGAUGCGGAUGUCCUCAUUGAAAGCCCAUCCGCCAUGGCAGGAAUACAUAUUGCGGAAGCCCUGAAAAUACCAUAUUUCAGAGCUUUCACCAUGCCUUGGACUAGGACCUCUGCGUAUCCUCAAGCAUUCUUAGUUCCAACAUUUGAAAUGGGACCUAGCUUCAAUUAUGCGACCUACGUACUGUUCGAUAAUAUUAUGUGGAAGGCAACCGCUCCCCAAAUCAAUCGCUGGCGUAAAAAGCACCUCAACCUGAAACCGACAGAUUUGUCGACCCUCUCCAUUACGAAUGUCCCCUUUUUGUAUAACUUCAGCCCCUCUGUUGUCCCAAAGCCGCUUGACUGGCAUGACGAUGUCAUUGUUACUGGAUACUGGAAUCUGGAAGAUAGUGACAGAGACUGGGUACCUCCAGCCGCAUUGGAAGAGUUUAUUGUUAGAGCAAAUGAAAAAGGACGGCCUUUAGUUUACAUUGGUUUUGGAUCUAUUGUUGUCCCACAACCUGAUGAGAUGACUCGAAGUAUAAUCAAAGCGGUCGAAAAAGCCAAUGUUUGCGCAAUCAUUGCCAAAGGAUGGUCUUCACGAGGUGGUGACCCAGCCAAAGAAGGGCAGAAUAUCACCUUCCCUGAAAGCUGUUAUGGUAUCGAUAAAAUUCCUCAUGCUUGGUUGUUCCCAAGAGUUCGAGCAGCAUUACAUCAUGGUGGUGCUGGAACUGUUGGUGCCAGCUUAAGAGCUGGUAUCCCUACCUUAAUCAAACCCUGGUUCGGAGAUCAGUUCUUUUGGUCGAUACGUGUUUCAAAACUUGGUGUUGGGUUGAAAGUUCCAUCUUUGCGGUCUGAUGAUGUGGCUUCCGCCCUUAUCAAGGCUACAUCCGAUAGGCUCAUGAUUGAGAAAGCGGCUCGGAUCGGUGAACGCAUACGGUCAGAAAAUGGCGUGGCUACGGCAGUCAGUGCUAUCAGCUACAACAUCUCCAGGGCAGCAAAUAAUCGUAGAACAGCGAGAUAAAUUAUAUCUGUGGAUAGAAAUUAGCAGACUGACUCUGUCUCGGUCCCAAAUGUAUCAUUAGUGUAUCCCCUUUUUAUCGCUUCCAUCCUGAAACGCUUGUCAGAUAAAUUGACAGAGUGCUGGAAGUGUGGGUUAUAUACAAUUGGGGUCGUGAUAGCGCAGACUAUAGAUGAGUACUCUUGCUGGAAAAAUAGGAAGACUAGCCAGUAAACGACAUAACAAAACACGACGAUGUACGUUAAAAUAAUAAUGCAUGCAUAGAUAUCACC